This is a messenger RNA of Dama dama (fallow deer), 3716 nucleotides long. It is a transcript of the gene PWP2, whose product is annotated as PWP2 small subunit processome component. The record is from RefSeq and is a predicted model, not a curated record. Bases 44 to 2797 code for a protein of 917 amino acids. Gene Ontology annotation, molecular function: protein binding. The transcript has 21 exons. Gene Ontology annotation, cellular component: small-subunit processome; Pwp2p-containing subcomplex of 90S preribosome. Lineage: Eukaryota; Metazoa; Chordata; Mammalia; Artiodactyla; Cervidae. Gene Ontology annotation, biological process: ribosomal small subunit assembly; maturation of SSU-rRNA from tricistronic rRNA transcript (SSU-rRNA, 5.8S rRNA, LSU-rRNA).
GUGGGGCGCAGAGACUGCAAGCAACACACGUGUGGCUGCCGGGAUGAAGUUCGCAUACAGGUUUUCAAAUUUGCUGGGGACAGUCUAUCGGUGUGGAAACUUAAAUUUUACCUGUGAUGGGAAUUCAGUUAUCAGCCCUGUGGGAAACAGAGUUACUGUGUUCGACUUGAAAAACAACAAGUCCAACACCCUGCCCCUGGCCACUCGCUACAACAUCAAGUGUGUGGGGCUGUCCCCGGACGGCCGCCUGGCCAUCAUUGUUGAUGAAGGGGGCAAUGCGCUGCUGGUCAGCCUGGUGUGCCGGUCUGUGCUGCACCACUUCCACUUCAAGGGUGCCGUGCACAGCGUCUCCUUCUCCCCCGAUGGCAGGAAAUUCGUCAUCACGAAAGGCAACCUUGCUCAGAUGUACCAUGCGCCUGGGAGGAAGCGGGAAUUCAACGCAUUUGUCCUGGACAAAACCUACUUUGGGCCUUAUGACGAGACCACGUGCAUUGACUGGACAGACGAUUCCCGGUGCUUUGCAGUCGGGAGCAGAGACAUGUCCACAUGGGUGUUUGGGGCCGAGCGCUGGGACAACCUCAUCUACUACGCGCUGGGGGGACACAAGGAUGCCAUCGUGGCCUGCUUCUUCGAGGCCAGCAGCCUGGACCUGUACACGCUCAGCCAGGAUGGCGCCCUGUGCGUGUGGCAGUGCGACACCCUUCCUGAAGACCUGAGGCUGAAGGCCCCCACAGGCUGGAAGGCAGACCUGCUGCAGAGGGAGGAGGAGGAGGAGGAGGAGGAGGCAGAGAGGGAGACCACCAUCCGUGGGAAGGCCACACCGGCCGCGGAGGAGCAGCAGGGGAAAGUGAAGUACUCACGGCUGGCCAAGUACUUUUUCAACAAAGAAGGAGAUUUUAACAAUCUGACGGCUGCUACAUAUCACAAGAAGGUCCACCUCUUGGUCACUGGUUUUGCUUCUGGAAUCUUCCACCUUCAUGAGCUCCCAGAGUUCAACCUCAUCCACUCGCUGAGCAUCUCAGAUCAGAGGGUUGCGUCUGUCGCCAUCAACAGCUCUGGGGACUGGAUCGCCUUCGGGUGCUCAGGCUUGGGCCAGCUGCUGGUGUGGGAGUGGCAGAGCGAGUCCUACGUGCUCAAGCAGCAGGGUCACUUCAACAGCAUGGUGUCCCUGGCCUACUCCCCUGAUGGGCAGUACAUUGUGACCGGCGGGGACGAUGGCAAGGUCAAGGUGUGGAACACCCUCAGCGGCUUCUGCUUUGUCACUUUCACGGAACACUCAAGUGGAGUCACCGGCGUGACCUUCACCACCACCGGCUACGUCAUCGUGACCUCCUCCAUGGACGGGACUGUGCGCGCCUUCGAUCUUCACAGGUACCGGAACUUCCGCACCUUCACAUCCCCGCGCCCCACCCAGUUCUCCUGCGUGGCUGUGGACUCGAGCGGGGAGAUCGUCUCUGCUGGGGCACAGGACUCUUUCGAGGUCUUCAUCUGGUCUAUGCAGACGGGCCGGCUCCUUGAUGUUUUGUCCGGCCACGAGGGGCCCAUCAGCGGACUGUGUUUUAACCCCACGAAGUCAGUCCUGGCCAGCGCCUCCUGGGACAGGACGGUGCGUCUGUGGGACAUGGCGGACAGCUGGAGGACCACAGAGACUCUGGCCCUCACCUCUGACGCUCUGGCCGUGACCUUUCGCCCUGACGGUGCCGAGCUGGCUGUGGCCACACUGAACUCACAGAUCACCUUCUGGGACCCUGAGAACGCAGUGCAGACGGGCUCCAUCGAGGGCAGGCACGACCUCAAGACAGGCAGGAAGGAGCUGGACAAGAUCACCGCCAAGCACUCAGCCAAGGGGAAGGCCUUCACCACUCUGUGCUACUCCGCGGACGGCCAGAGCAUCUUGGCGGGAGGGAUGUCCAAGUUCGUGUGCAUCUAUCACGUCAGGGAGCAGAUUCUCAGGAAGAAGUUCGAGAUUUCCUGCAACCUAUCUCUGGACGCCAUGGAGGAAUUUUUGAACCGAAGGAAAAUGACAGAGUUCGGCAACCUGGCACUCAUUGACCAAGACGCUGCGGAGGAGGGCGGGGUCGCCAUCCCACUGCCGGGCGUGAAGAAAGGUGACAUGAGCUCCCGGCACUUCAAACCUGAGAUCAGGGUGACUUCACUCCGCUUCUCCCCCACCGGGCGCUGCUGGGCGGCCACUACCACUGAGGGGCUCCUCAUUUACUCCUUGGAUGCCCAGAUGCUCUUCGACCCGUUCGAGCUGGACACCAGCGUCACCCCUGCGCGGAUCCGGGCGGCACUGCGCCAGCGGGACUUCACCAGGGCCAUCCUCCUGGCCUUCCGGCUCAACGAGAGGAAGCUGCUGCAGGAGACCCUGGAGGCGGUGCCCUGGGACGAGAUCGAGAUCAUAAGCUCCUCCCUGCCUGACUUGUACGUGGAGAAGGUGCUGGAAUUUUUAGCUUCGUCCUUUGAAGUGUCUCGCCAUCUAGAAUUCUACCUCAUAUGGGCUCAGAAACUGCUCAUGGUGCACGGACAGAAGCUGAAGUCCAGAGUGGGGACGCUGCUGCCGGCGGUCCAGUUCCUUCAGAAGAGCAUCCAGCGCCACUUGGACGAUGUCUCCAAACUCUGUGACUGGAACCGCUACAACCUGCAGUACGCGCUGGCCGUCUCGAAGCAGCGGGGCCUGAAGCGGCCCUUAGAGCUGCCAGGCAGCGAGGAGGAGGCAGACGCAUCUGAGGACGACGAUGACAGUCUGCACCUGCUUGGGGGAGGGCCUGGGCAGGCGGACGGGCCGCUGGCCUAGGGCCACACCCCACGGCUCUGGUUAAGACGCUGGGCAAGGAGGGACCGCCACCGCAGGGGGCAGCUGCCCGGAGAGCCGGAGCCCCAGCACUGGGGCUCACUCCUCGGCAGGCACCAAACACCACCUUGGGGUCAGCGCUCUAGCUGAUAGGUUCCCGGCAGGCAUGGCUCAGCACUCAGGGCCCAGGAGCAUCUGCCAUUCAAACACCUUGCAAAGAGGCUAAUGGGCCAACGUGUGUAGAUGCAAACUUUGUAUGAGGAUUUUUAUAUUUUUAAUAUAAAGUUUUGAUAAUUUUAGGGAUGAAAAAGACAUGUAUUUCUAAAACAUAGGUAUUAAGGCUAGGUAUUAAGGCUGAUCUCGGAAUUUGAAGUGUUUGUAACGUAUCCUGGGUAUGACUGUUGUGUUGGCACCUCCAUGCCAGCGAACAGGUGAGCUGGGCAGGUAGCCUGGCCACCAGCCCCAUCUCUCUGCACAGGGUUGGGGCAGGGAGCAUCCGCUGGACUCUGAGUUUGGAGAUGGCCUGGAAGGGCUUCCCAGGGAGACUUGUCGGACCUGCUUGCCAGCUCCAAGGAGGACUCCAUCCCGCAAGGCCCCUCAGAAAGGGUUACCAUGAGGGCGGUCCAGACCACAGCCAGGCGCCUGGUCUCUCAGCAGUGACAGCCUCCAGGGUCGGGACACAGGCCCCAGCGUGCAGGUCUCCAGAGGUGUGGCCAGGAGUCACUGGACUUACUGGGAAGAGAAGCAAGCAGGUUCUUGCAUGUCGGGUGGGACUGUGUGUCACCUUGCGGUGCUCUAUGUGCUUGUGAAACGUGUGUGCUACCUCCAGAGGAAUCAUUUCUUUUGUAAAUAUAUCAGAUCCUCUUCCAUGAUUGGGUCUUAAGCUAUAAAAUAAAUACAUGGAUGGUUAUGUAUGUUCAGA